UUGUGUCAGACGUCGAUCACUUUCCUUGCACAAGGCACUGACUCCACUGAUGACUUUGGAGGAAGGAAACUCUUCAGCUUCCGUUGGGUAACACCCUGAGUAUCCCUGAUUGGGAUACCUUUGCGCAGGAUGUCAGGUGGUAGCUGUACGUCACGUAGCUUCAGACAUUGUCAACGUCUAACGACCCUACUGCAGCUGCCGUGUCGAUGCCCGUGCUGCCUGCGAUGCUACAGGUGAGCAAGGCCGGAGUAUGUGGCCUGUGGAGAUCACAGACAUCAGAAAUCAGUGCGACAGUGUGAGUGAUAGUUGUUUUUAUAGCAAUGUCUCUGGUCGCUGGGAGGGCAUGGCAUAAGACUGAAAUGAUUUCGUAUCGAAAUGGGAUCCACUUUUGCCACUUUGCCACAUCGAGGGUCACUAUAAGCGACUGAAGGGCUGUGGCUCUUUUGAGUUGCAUAUAGACUCUCUCAGGGGCGGCUCAAAACGGAGUGGCUUCUGCAUGGUUUUGGCCCCAACUUUGCUGGGCUCAGACGAGUGAAAGAUGAGGUCGUAGCUGCUACUGUAUCUAGCCUGAAGCUCCUAGCCUGUGGUUUGGAUGUUGUUGAUGGACUCGUUACUGAAAUUUACUGAACCUUCUCAUGAGCCUACCACUCGUGGUCGUGUUUUCCUGUGUUUUCUAAUCUGUCCUUCUUGGGUGAGCUCCUUGGUUGCAGCUGCAGAACCGGCCUAAACUGGUAAAAAGAGAGCCUUCUGUCCUCUUUGCAAGAUUGAAAGAUCCAAUUGAGCUGUUAGUUUAGCAUUCAGAGCCCCAAAGGCAGAGGUGCUUGGUUCAGCUCCUGGUGUGACAGCACAUCUCGAAAAGCACCGCAAGGAUAUAGCCUGCACCACGCGUGCAACGUGGUGAACCGAACUUUCCGACACGACAAAGUGUGCUUUGGGACCCAUGGGGAUUCGCCCAUGGGGAGGGAGAGGGUCGACUGCCGGGGGCCGCUCUCGGCCAGUCUGCUGGAGGUGCGAGUGCAUGGGCAGCUGCUGGACAAGCGACGGGUUGGACAUUUGAUGGAAUUUGUUACUGUACAUGCAGCAGAAGGGGUUGGUUUCCAAGAGAGCAUUGAACAACUCACAGAUUGCGAAAGAACAGAACUUUGGAACAUCUGGGAACCCAAGAUCAAUCAUUUGAUAUAGUUUUUCAACGGGCGGAAAACAUCCGAGACCCAUUUUUGGCAAAACAUAACAUUUGCCAACAACAUUCUUAAUUAAGGGUUAUAUAAAGUGAAGGUUGUCGUCAGUGUGACAAACCGGGAUCCCGAACUUUAUGACCUCUUUCGAUUGAUGAAUUGUCCUUCAUUGUUUGUUGCAUGUUGCGUAUUGUUGCAUUAGUUUGCCAGCCGUAACAACACACGCACUGCAGACACACACACACCCACACACAUGUUCAACUCUUUCUUAUCAGCACAGUAUUGUCUGCAUUUGUUUUUGCCGAUUCUGUAAAACGUUGACCUUCAUUUCGGGCCAUGUGUUCCACUUGUUUCCCUCAAUGUCGACAAUUUCUGUUAACCUUUCCGAUUUCUCGCAAGGCCUACAUGGCACGCUUUGAGCUCUCCAAAGAUCAGGUGCUGGAGCAAAAGCAAGCCUUUGACGUCUUGGAUCUCGAUGGAAAUGGGAAGAUCACCUUCCAAGAGGUCAAGGAGAUGAACCAGAAGCUGGGCACGCCCAUGUCCGAGCAGGAGCUGUCCGAGCAAUUCAUCACACUUGACAUUGACGGCAAUAACAUCGUGACCUUCCCGGAGUUUCUUAAAGUCUUCGUGAAGGGAGAGUUUGGGAGAGAUGUGAUGCUUCCCAACGUGGACGAAACCAUACAAGUGACCGAUUUGGCAGCGCCGGAGGUCCGACCUCGGGCGGCCAGCUGCACGUUGGACCCUAUCGACGAGUCCAAAAUCGUCAUGAAGCUUUCCAAGCAAAAGAGUGCCGGCUACUAUGUGCGAGCGGCGAAGCAGAUGCUCACAGGGUCUCAGGACAAAGCAGCUUUUGACCUCGUGGAACUCAAUGCCCUGGGCCACGCCAUCCCACAUGCCACUACAGUGGCGGCCGCGCUGGUGGAGGAGAAGCUGGCACAGGUCGCAUCGAUCCACACCGGCUUACAGGAGGUCCCCGACAGCGGUCGGCAUUGCAGGGAGUCCGAGUUAUUUUUUCCAUGCCGGGAUCCGUCGGGGCACUGGUCAUAGAUGUCCCUUAAGCCGACUUAAGCCUUAAUCAUUGCAUUUCACAGAAUGUGUUUCAUUUUUUGCAUGAAAAACAUGAUGGACGGAUGAAAAAAAACAAAAUGUUGUAGGCGUCAUCAUUUUUUGCAUGAUAUAUCGUGACAAUAUCAUGUAAAUCCAAUUGAAACUCGUGGCGACUUGAUCCGAACCUCGCCACCCCGGGGUCUAGCGUAUGGUGUGCCGGCGACUCGCAUGGGGGGCAACUUCUAAUUCACGUUGGUGGCGUAGAUGCCAAGAACAUCCAAGAACAAAGGCAAUCCCAGAUCAGCCCAGAUAAGGCCCAACUAUGGUGAUCCGGAU
This is a messenger RNA of Durusdinium trenchii, 2558 nucleotides long. Lineage: Eukaryota; Dinophyceae; Suessiales; Symbiodiniaceae. The record is from the annotation of a GenBank genome assembly.